CCUUCAUCAACAUUGCAUUCCUCCUGGCUCUUCUUCAUCGACCUCUUUUUAUUCCAGUCUGCGCAAUCAUACACAAUGUCUUCGGCUGAGCAGUACAUCAGGACAGAAUACCCUGUUAUCGACUCGGACCCUCAUUUCUCCAGGGUGGUUCGCUAUAUGCGAGGCUCCGACCUCGCUGCCUGGGGAGGCUUGACCGCCGGUGGCCCUGCUAUCUUACUUGCCCUUGAACGCAUUCGUCCUGCUGCUGGACCAAAAGGAAUCAACUUUGCUUUGGGUGUCGCCACUGCACUGGGAUUCAUGGGCGGCUUCCUCUUCUCGUAUCAGAAAUCAAGCCUUCGCUUCUGGGGGUGGGAGGAGAACGCCAGGGAGCAGACCAGGAGCCGCGAAGAAAUGGCUACGCGCGCCGCUGCUGGUCUUCCUGCGUAUGGUGAACCAACUAUGGACGACGCUGCUCAGGCUGCAGCCGCUAGAAACUCCAAGUAUGCGGCCUUGAAGUUCUCUGCCAUUCCUUGGUUCAACACCACGAACCACAAAUAUCACCUCUCCGAUACCACUGCUGCCAAAAGCGAGAACUAAAUAGACCGAUGUCUGGGAAGACAACCACCUCAAUAGAUCCUACAAGAC
Gamsiella multidivaricata is the source of this 624-nucleotide messenger RNA. Its product is annotated as NADH-ubiquinone oxidoreductase complex I, 21 kDa subunit-domain-containing protein. The transcript has 4 exons. Lineage: Eukaryota; Fungi; Mortierellomycota; Mortierellomycetes; Mortierellales; Mortierellaceae. Bases 76 to 576 code for a protein of 166 amino acids. The record is from RefSeq and is a predicted model, not a curated record.